GAUUAUUAUAACAUCACCGAAAACUUAUAAAUGGAUCAUUUGUUAUGCAUCAAUUGAACGUAAGUUUUUCAUAUUAUUAUUAACUAGAUUGUUAACCAUUUUAUCCAUUUGCAUUACAUGAAAGUUAUGUAAGGUAAGUUUUUUUUACAUAAGCGGAAUGGGUUUAGUUGCUAACCCCUUAAGGGGUUAGCAUCAUACUAACCACUCUAACAACCUUUAGAUCAAAAUAUUAAUCCUAGGGUUAGAAUUAAUCAGAGGAUAAUUAAGUCAAUAUGCAUCAAACCCUAAUAUAAAUACUACUAUUUUACCCUAACGGCCUCUCUCAUGAACUCACGUCUCCCUGUCUCCCCUCUCUAUCAACUAAUACACCCAACUCCAUCUCCAGCCAAAUUAACAUUGCCGCCAAGAACCGUUGAAGUCGUCGUAGUCCAAUCCGGCCGGACUCAACAUCUUCGUCUCUCCGAGCAGUCGUGGUCGAGCGAGUUCCAGAUCCAAGUCUCGCCUGUGCGAAAGCAGGAGGGGGAAGUGGUGGAGCCGGGAGUAUCGAUGUUAAUUCUGCCGCUACGAGAAGCCCAUUCUCGUCCCUCUACCUCGUCGCCGUCGCGCUCCAUCGAUGUCGAUUCCGCAACGAGUCUGCGACUCCGUAGCGACGCCGAUGCCGUCAACGUCUCUCAACUGGCUUGAUUUUACGUUGUUAAUCUAAUGGCUGAUAAUGUCGCAACGACGCCGACGCCGAUGCCGCCAGAAUUAUCUGUAGUAGUAAUAUUCAGAUCUAGAGGAAUUUUACAGAUUUGUGGUGAUUAUUCUCUACGGGUUUGAUUUUAUGUUUCUAAUAGGGUUUAGUUUUAUAUUAGUAGUAAUUUGUAUGCAGUAGUGAUUUAUUUGUAGGGAUUAUGAUUAAAUGUGUAGUGAUUUUGAUCAAGGUUUUCAUAGUUAUGGUAGCAUAUUUUUCCAUUCGUAGUAUUUUAUAUUUUGUAGUAGUGAUUCUCAUUAAAAAUUAUCAACCGCUACAAAUUAAAAAUUGUUAAAACA
Molecule: messenger RNA, 1032 nt
Organism: Linum trigynum
Lineage: Eukaryota; Viridiplantae; Streptophyta; Magnoliopsida; Malpighiales; Linaceae
Source: the annotation of a GenBank genome assembly